UUCGGGUUUUCGGGUAGUGAAGUUUAUAAUCCUUUCGGAUAUUUUAAAAUUUUGGAUUCGGCUUCGGAUCGAAUUUUUCAGGUCGGAUUCGAUUCGGUUCUUCGGAUUUGGAUAUUAUGUGCCACGUUAAAAAAGUAUGAUUUUUUUUUUUUGUCAAGUUGGAAAAGUGAUAGGAUAUUUUUGACAGCCAAUGAGAAAGUCGUAUGAUUAGAAUCAUAUGAGAUAUUUUGGAUAUCACGAUAUUUUAUGGUGCAUGAAUGUAGUAACUUCGAAGAUAUUUUUAACUUUUGGUAAUUAGUAUUUUUUCUUUACUUAUUACUAGUAUAUGUUUAUGAUCAAUCUAAAUUUAAUGAAGAAUUCCUAUUGUAACUAUAUCCUCAAAUCUCGCAUUCAAUCCCAACAAUUACUCAUUCCUUUUAAACAAUUCAGACCUAAAUAUUUUUGAUCCACUCAUGACUCAUAGCUUCAGAAACCUAUUUCUCUCGUAACUUUUUUUCCCUACAUAGAGAUUAUGGAGUAUAUUGUGGAUGAUAUAUCAGAUAGCACAUGUAUGGUGACACCAAUCUACUAUUCGAGAGAAACAACUCAAGAUCGUCAAACUUUUUUGUUUGAUUUUGAAGUUGUCUACACAAAAGUGCCUGAGCCAAAUAGUGAUGGAGAAGCUGACUACAUGUCCAAUAAGGUUAAAACAAGGACUACAAAUCAACUUCAAAGAUAUGGUCGAGACGAGUUCAUUGGUCAAGAUGUGGAACGAAUAAAAGCCACAAUCUACGAAAUUCUCUAUGAAAUUGGUGUUCCUCCUUAUCGAGGGAUCAUGAAAACAUUUGCUGAAGAAAUCGAAUGCAUAUUGAAUUCACCUCUGGAGAAAUUGGAGAAGAUCAAAGUAAAGAUCGAAGUUGUUGCACACACGUUUCCUGAAGAUGAAAUCGAUGUUGAAGGGUAUUAGUUUCAGUGUUUAAAGAACUUGAAAGUAGAUCGUUACAAUGAUUUAUUAUUUUGCUUCUUGGUUGUUUUCAGUUUUCUUUUUUUUACUUUUACAUUCUAUAAUGUUCGAAAGACUUAGGUUAUUUUGCAAAAUUUUGAGUGUUAUCU
Molecule: messenger RNA, 1092 nt
Organism: Arabidopsis lyrata subsp. lyrata
Lineage: Eukaryota; Viridiplantae; Streptophyta; Magnoliopsida; Brassicales; Brassicaceae
Exons: 1
Coding region: 512-946 (144 amino acids)
Source: RefSeq, a predicted model, not a curated record